AGGUGUAGGUACAGUAAUGACGGAGCCAGACUUGAGCUUCAUCAAAUCGGACAUUGAUCUGUCUGAGGUUGCACCUCUCAAUCGGCGUCGAGUUGUGGCCUUUGUAAACUGCUACCUCUUGCGAAUGACCGACCAUCUUAAUGCUUUCGCUAGUGAAGCAGAACGUAUGAUACUGGAGACCGAGCGGCAACUACAUGCCGUAGAUAUAAAGCUACAGUUGCUUGAGGCGAAGCUGGCAGCAAUACCUGACCCUGGGGCAAAAUCUGGAAAUGAUCUCACAAAGGGCUCAAUUCUGGAAGCUAAGAAUGUCAUUUCUUCCGAUUCAUCAGCAAAGCCACUAGCACCUUCAAUCAAUCAAGAAGUUGUUGGCCCUUCUCAGGAAAAAGAAUCAUCUUCAGUUCCUGAUAUUGGAAGUGGUGAUCCACAGCAGCCCGCAUCUUCGGAGCAAGAAACUUCAAAUACUCAGCAAGUGCUUCUAGUCAAAGAUGACCCGGUCUAUGCUAAAUACUUCAGAAUGUUGAAAUUGGGAGUACUGGAAGCUGCAGUGAAGCAAAAGAUGCAGUCAGAAGGUUUUGAUCCAGCUCUUCUUGACACACCAAAUGCUCCAUCGCCGAGCGUAAAUGCACAAGAAGAACCCUCGGAAGCAGCAAUUCCUGCGAAAGCGACCGCAGUUGAAAGUGAUGGCAGCGAUUUUUCCUCUGUCUCGUCCUUUAGUGAUUCUGACUGA
Molecule: messenger RNA, 727 nt
Organism: Cylicocyclus nassatus
Lineage: Eukaryota; Metazoa; Nematoda; Chromadorea; Rhabditida; Strongylidae
Source: the annotation of a GenBank genome assembly